AUGGGGGACUUUGAAGGAAAAUUCGCAGCUGCGAUACAUGGACCAGUCAAUUCGGAUUUACUGGCUCACGUCUCCCAACAAGCGGCUCGUGUAAUUCCUUGCCAUCCUGGGACUUCAGCUACACAACAAUCUCAGGCGUGGCCGCCACCAUUACGCACAUUUAUCAGCGUCAUUGUGAAACGUUCAGCAGUUCGAGCUGGUACAUUGUUUGCGGCGUUGGUUUUUUUGGAACGACUUCAACGACGCUUGCAAAGUGUAGCACGUGGCAUGCCUUGCACCUGUCAUCGUAUCUUUUUAGCCACUCUCAUAGUUACGUCAAAGGCUCUUCACGAUGCCUCACCAAAAAAUAAGCAUUGGGCCAAGUAUGCAAUGUGGUGUUUUAGUAUAGCAGAAAUCAACCUGAUGGAAAAGCAACUGCUUACUAUUUUGAAUUACCGGCUAUUGAUCUCAAUUGAGGACCUCCAUCAAGUUUUCAUGAUAUAUGAUAAUUGCCUGCAUAAUACACCACCGCUGGCUUCGUCAUCUUCUUCAUCGCUCGAAUCUUCGGCCAACACAGAUAUUGACGAUAUAAGCAGUAUUACAAGCCAUUCUGUGGAACAUCAACAACAAUCCCUUAUGCAAGAAGCAGCGAUCGCUAAGAAAGGCUAUGUUCAACCUGACCUAUAUCCGCGAUCUGAGGCAAUUGACUCAUUUUCUAUCAAUGAUGAAACAUUUCAACGACUCUAUCGCAAAGCCAAGUUCAAUAAUUGA
Molecule: messenger RNA, 750 nt
Organism: Lichtheimia ornata
Lineage: Eukaryota; Fungi; Mucoromycota; Mucoromycetes; Mucorales; Lichtheimiaceae
Exons: 2
Coding region: 1-750 (249 amino acids)
Biological process (GO): regulation of cyclin-dependent protein serine/threonine kinase activity
Cellular component (GO): cyclin-dependent protein kinase holoenzyme complex; nucleus
Molecular function (GO): protein kinase binding; cyclin-dependent protein serine/threonine kinase regulator activity
Source: RefSeq, a predicted model, not a curated record